Molecule: messenger RNA, 1443 nt
Organism: Venustampulla echinocandica
Lineage: Eukaryota; Fungi; Ascomycota; Leotiomycetes; Helotiales; Pleuroascaceae
Exons: 6
Coding region: 1-1443 (480 amino acids)
Biological process (GO): transmembrane transport
Cellular component (GO): membrane
Molecular function (GO): transmembrane transporter activity
Source: RefSeq, a predicted model, not a curated record
AUGGACGCUGAUCAUAUCGAGAAAGCUAGUAUUCAUAGCUUCGAUUAUGAUGAAGUUAUCGACCCCGUCAUCGAAGCAAGGCUUGUUAGGAAAAUGGAUAUUAGAUUUUUGCCAAUUGUCACCUUGAUAUAUCUUUUUGCAUUCAUCGACCGAUCCAAUGCUGGCAAUGCUCGCGUCCUAGGAAUGGAAAAGGAUCUCAAACUGACUGGAGACCGAUUCAAUAUUGGACUCAGCGCCUUCUAUGUCACUUACGUUGUAUUCGAAGUUCCAGCAAACUUACUGUGCAAGAAAUUUGGUCCCAAACUCUGGCUUCCCUUCCUCGCCAUAUCCUUCGGCUUAGUGACAACGUGUAUGUCAGUUCUUCAAAAUUACCAUGGAUUUGUUGCCGCGAGGGUUAUUUUGGGAGUCUUCGAAGCUGGCAUAAUGCCAGGGAUAACUUACACGUUGUCGUGCUACUAUAGACGACAUGAACUUGUCAAGCGUGUUGGUGCAUAUGCCAGUGUAGCAUCUCUUAGUGGUGCAUUUGGCGGACUCCUUGCUAGUGGUUUGACCCAGAUCCCUCCCUGGGGUAUGAUCCAUACCUGGCGCAACAUCUUCUUUUUCGAAGGCCUCAUAUCGAUCCUCCUAGGCGUCAUCGCAUAUACCCUGCUUCCUACCAGUCCAGAAACCGCGAGUUUCCUGACCGAGGAAGAGCGAAGACUUGCAGUAAAGCGGAUUAGCAUUGAUACCAAGAGCAGAUCGGUCGAGAAGCUAGAAAUGCGUUAUGUUAAGCGCGCAUUUUUCAGCAUCAACACCGUGUUGAUGUCUUGCGCCUCAUUCUGCACCCUGCUCACGAUGAACUCCAUGGCAUUAUUCGUCCCUUCUCUCCUUUCCGGUAUGGGAUACAGUGGCAUUCAUAGUCAGCUGCUUUCUGUGCCGCCAUAUGCAUGGGCUGCCUGCUUUUGUGUUACUGUGACCUAUCUAUCUGAUCGAACUAAGACCCGUGGAUUGUGGUUGAUUGGGGCGAUGCCAUUCACUGCUCUGGGCUUCAUUUUGCUCUUGACAGUCAACCAAGUUGGAGUACGAUAUUUUGCAAUCUUCCUAUGCUUGACGGGAGCCUUCACAGCUUCACCGACAUUGCUCGCUUGGUCCGUGGAAAACAGUGCAGGACAUACAACGCGAGCCAUCGUGGCUGGAACUACCGUUGGAUUCGGCAACAUCGGUGGCAUCCUCGCAACCUGGACUUAUGUAGUGGACGAUGGGCCAAAGUACGUUCGUGGACACGCAAUCAACCUUAGCUUUGCAUGUUUGGCUGUUCUGAUUCUAGGCGCUUCAACGCUUUAUUUACGAUGGGAGAACAGACAACGAAGCCUGGGACGUCGAGAUUAUAGACUAAGUGGUUUAACUACCCUCGCUGCGUCUCAGUUGGGCCAUAAGCAUCCCGAAUUCCGCUUUACGCCAUAA